AUGGCUCAGCCAUCCACAAGUGCUUUGGAGCAACCUCUGAGUGACUCUUUUCGUCACCUUGGUUCAAUCACCAAGCUUCGGAGCGAGUGGGAGUUUAUCAAAUGGUCCCGUGAAUUGAACGACGCUUUCGAUCUGAUCAAUGGUAACUUCUGGGAAAUUCUUUGUGGGGACCGGCCCAUGCCAGCCGAGCCCGAGUACGCCGUGACCUCCAGCGAGGAUGUUCGCCGCUACAUUGCUGAUCGAGACCGAAUCCCGGUCAAGAGAGUGACGCAGGAAGAACUCAAAUCAACUAUCCAGGACCAUAUCCGGGAGAACGUGCGAAUCCGCGAAAGAUACGAGUCAACUAUGGAACUCUGGAAGGAUCAAAACUGGCGAGCCCUCUCACUGCUGAAGUCCACAAUUGACUGCAAGCCGCAGCAAUGCAUAUCCGGAAUCUGGAGAGUCCGCGAAGCCUACCUUAAGCUUCUAUCUAAUUACGGCUCUAGCUGGCAGAAUGCCGUUCUGAAAUGGUCCAAGUGGACCGCGGUUCGAUUCGAACAGGAUAUGACUCCUAAGUACUUCGUGAUGACCUUCCACAAUGCUCUCCAAGAGCUUCUCCUGGUUAUUGACCCGGCCAUCGUUCCAUCAAUUGUCCAGUACAUACAAUUUGUCGACUCUAUGCGUUACCAUGGACGUGCCCAUAAAUUUCUCGCAACUGUGAGGCCAGAUGGCGAUCCCGCCAAUCUGAUGAAGACCACAUAUGAACAUUUCCUUGCUUGUGGGCCAUACAAGCCAUAG
Molecule: messenger RNA, 777 nt
Organism: Penicillium maclennaniae
Lineage: Eukaryota; Fungi; Ascomycota; Eurotiomycetes; Eurotiales; Aspergillaceae
Exons: 1
Coding region: 1-777 (258 amino acids)
Source: RefSeq, a predicted model, not a curated record